Molecule: messenger RNA, 2328 nt
Organism: Ectocarpus sp. CCAP 1310/34
Lineage: Eukaryota; Phaeophyceae; Ectocarpales; Ectocarpaceae
Source: the annotation of a GenBank genome assembly
AUGGCGUGGGCAAAAGAAGUUGUGCUUGACUCAGCCACCGGGGACUUCUAUGUGUUUGAUUUCAAGACGGACCGGUGGGUAGCGGAAGGAAACGUGGGGAUCCAGAAGAGCUGCGGUGGAAUGGGAGGGAUCGCUGCCGCAAUUCUGGCGGAUGCAGCCGGUGGACAGGGUCACGGUUGUGAGCAAAAGUUUCCUGUCAACGAGCUGCUCGGGGUGAGACGCAGCAUCCAGAGCGCAGCGGACAUCAGCUCGAAGACACUGCAACGCCCGAAGACCCCCAGGAGAGUACACGAACCAGAUGUUGCUGUCGUUCUCGGCCAGGCUCACCGACAAACGGGCCACAGUCUCAGCAAAGCCAGCGCCAUUUCUUGUCUUGUUCUUGUAGGUAGGGAAGAGAUACCUGACACGUUUGGCACUGGGCUGACCACACACCCGAUACGUGGCUGGUGCCACGUCGGUCUUGUUACACCCCUCGACAGGUUUCAGAGCGAGGUGCUCGUCCGAGUGCGUCCGAAGAGCGUCCAACAUCGCUUCUUGAAGCACGUGCACUGCGGCGAGUUUCUCGCGUGGAGCCCGGGGAAGUGGAGCAUCGGCGAAGCAACCGCGGCGCGCUGCAGACAGACUUUCACCGUGCUGGCCGCGUCGAACAGGGCAGGGCCAGAGGUGGUAGAGAUCGGCAACUGCUUGGCCACCAGGCAUCACUCAACUAGUCUACUGCGGGCGUUCGUGGAGGACAAGCACAUCCUUAUCAGGGACGAAAACCGGAUAGAUCGAGGGAGCGAGUUCGUGAUGAACGGGAUGCAGACAGCCGACGACUUCGACGGUAUGUCCGUCAGGAGUUCUCACAAGCAAGCGGCGGCGGCGGCAGAAAUCGUCUUAACAAUCUGCUCAGCGAUCACAUUUCCCUCUUGCCAUGCACGACGAAAAAUGAUAACCCAUUCCACAGAGGCGACGACCACUCCUUGCAAGAGGGCCGUUCCGUUUCCCCGUCGACCACAGCCGGGGGAGAAGCCGCGCUUUGCCCCACCGCAAUCCACCAGAGCGAUUCGAGUUUCUUCUGCCACCUCGGAAAGGCGUGGGAGGACGACGGAAAAUGACCCAUCGGUUUUGGUCGGCAACGCCACUCGUAUCGGCGGGGAGGCUACGGGUGGGGGAUGCGGUGGUGAUGAUAGUCACUGCGGGGCCCGGGCAACAGGAUUGGGUGAUGAUGUCGAUACGGGGGUGCACGGUGGUGGACAACGCCAGGGCAGCACAACCGCGGCGAAUCCAGUCGGACGACGACGCGUGCUGAUAGCGAGGUUGGGAGAGGGACUCGGACUCGAUCUGUCCCCGGCGAUUGACGCCCUGCUCCAUAGAGAAGAACACCUCCGUGUUCCCGAGUCGCAUUUUGGCUCGUCAGGAGACAUCCCAGAAGCCUUAGACGAAAACACGCCAGCAUCAAGGAUGCCGGUUAGCACGGGAACCACUGGCGAGUCUACGCUCCCUCGAGGAACGGAGGACGAUGCUGACCGCCGUCAUGAUGAGCAAGGGAAAAUACAGAGGCAGCAAAAACAGCAUCAUCCACAACAUGAUACAGGCGGGGGCAGUGCCGAAAAUGGCACGACCAGAACCAGAGACGAUGAUACGCUGUCCCGGGUGAGGUCGCCUGAGAACACCUCAGAACCCGCUUCGUGCAACAGGUCAAGAAAGGUUCGCUCCGUCGCGGGCGGUGGAGGGGAGAGACGUCGGGAUGUGGCGAUGGGAUCGGUGGUCAGGGUCCCCGGGCAAGAGCGCAGAAGGCCUUACAAUAGCUUCGAUCGCUUCAGGAAGAUGGAACGAGAAACGCGGAACGUGUUCUUCUCGCUGGGGUGCGGCAGCGGCAGCGGAAAAGGCUGCGAAGGGGUAGCUGGUAAAAACAAGGCUCGUGAUACAUCGCGAGGCGCCGGGGCUGAUGGCAACGCUAUCAAUGUCAAGCGAUUUUCGGCCAAUUUUGGGAGAAAGGAAGCGUGGACCCCAAUGUCAGAACCGGAGAUCAGAACGCAAGGUAGGCUUCGCUGCAAACAUCGCUGGCGCAGUGCGCUCGUAACACUCUGUACAACGUGCACCAGUGUGGCGCCAUUUACCUCACAACUGAUGUCGAUCGCCAACAAGCACUCACUGACUCUGCAACCGAUUGUCGAUUGCUCUCCGGCCGUCUUCUCAGGCCCCUACUUGGGUAAGAACGGGUGUGCGUCGUCUACAAAGACCACAAGCUUGAACCCAAGGCACUUGUUGACGAACCCCAGGCGCUGGAAGUUUUCCGGUUCGAAGGUAGGCAACGUGGUCCUGCGGCAAGCUAUAAAACUGUAG